Vigna angularis (adzuki bean) is the source of this 2820-nucleotide messenger RNA. RefSeq names its product F-box protein SKIP14. The record is from RefSeq and is a predicted model, not a curated record. The transcript has 3 exons. NCBI's taxonomy places the organism in Eukaryota, Viridiplantae, Streptophyta, Magnoliopsida, Fabales, Fabaceae. The coding region runs from base 409 to 1905 and encodes 498 amino acids. Gene Ontology annotation, molecular function: protein binding. Gene Ontology annotation, cellular component: cytoplasm.
CCGUUAUAAAGAUAAUCUCAAAGAAUAUGUGAACUUAAUCUCCUCCAUUUGUUGAGGAGAGUAGGAAUCUGAUCCUUGCCUCCUUGACUGUCUCAAUCCCUAACCCUUUUCAUGAAUUGGCCCAAACAAUAUGGAGUAGCGUAAUUUCUCUCUUCUCUUUUUUCAUGGCUAUUACAAACCCUGAUUUUCCAAAUCACAUUUGUAUCUUCUUUUUCUGUCCAACAUUCUUCUGCCUAAAAUUGUUAUAUUGGUGAUCCAUUUACUUCAUAUCCCUCUUGGUUUUUUUCAUUCUUCUAUUUUCCCUUCGUUAAAAGUCUUCCCUUUUUGUUAUUUUUUUUCUUCAGUCAUCAAUUUGUGCUUUGAAGGGUUUCUGUUUCUUUGUUACAGCGAUCCUUAAAAAGGGACGGAAUGGCUUUUGAUGAGAAGAAUUUGUGCCCCUCAAAUGGGUCGGUGUUGGACGACCAGUCGAUCAAAAGCUGUGGUUGUUUUGGCAGUUCUUGCUACCUGUGUUGUUUCAACGAGAAUUUAGGAGAGACAUGUUUUGAUUUCGAGAAUGCAAAGGAAGUGGUUGCUGAUUAUGAGGAUGACGAGGAUGAAGAUGACAAGGAUGGUGAAGAGGAUAAAAACAACGAUGAUGAUGUUCUUGAUCGGUUGCCAGUGGACCCUUUUGAACUAGACAUAGAAUCUACAUUGGCAGCAUUCUCAGGUUGGAUUGAGGAUUUUGAAUGGGAUUUCCGACCUGAGGAUAUAGAAUUUGUGCUGGGUGAAACACAUGAAAAGAUCGGUGAUUAUGAUCAUCUUCACCUUUUAGGUCUGGGUUGGGCUUGGAAUGGCCCUGAGAAUCUGCUACCUCAGGGGUUUAGUUAUAAGGAGAAUGAGAUGUCUGUAUCAGGUGAUAUUUUCAAAGGGUAUCAAAAUUUUGAUGGGGUAUUUAGUGGGGGCAUUGUGACUGAGGGAAGUGCAGGGGGAUUUAUGAGGGUUAAGCAUGACGAUUAUUUGGUUCCAAGCACUGAAGCAAUGCAAAACUGCCCCAAAAUUGAAUGUGAUGCUGAAAGAGGUGAUCCUCAUGAUGCUUUGUUUUUUGUCUUGGGUUACCUAGGUGUACAGGACCUUCUCUCUGUUGAACAGGUCUGCAGAUCACUGCGUGAUGCUGUUAGAGGUGAUCCUUUGUUAUGGAGGACUGUGCACAUUAAUCAGCCAUUGAACGAAAAGAUUACAGAUGGUAAACUUGUAAAGUUAACCAACAGAGCUCAAGGUACCCUUCAAUGCCUGAUCCUGGUGAACUGUUUAUGGAUCACUGACAGUGGUCUGCAAAGUGUUUUACAAAGUAACACAGGAUUGAUGAAGCUUAGUGUGCCAGAUUGUAUCAGAAUCACAAUCGAGGGCAUUUUAUUGAACCUCAGGGCUCUUAAGUCAUCUGGAAAAUCUGGUAUCAAGCAUUUACGAAUUGGUGGGCUUGGUGGUAUGUGUCAUGUGACUGAACAGCAGUUUGAAGAGUUAAAGGAAUUACUGGAUGCUAGCAAGCAUUUGCAACAUGGAGAUAGGAAGCCGCAAUUCUACAGGAGAGAGUAUUCACAUAUCUUACGUGAAGAUGGCCGUCAAAUUGACGUAGAUGCGUGUCCAAAAUGCAAGAAAGUGAGACCUAUUUAUGAUUGCCCUGCUGAGAGUUGUCAGCAGAAGCAUGUGGCUGCUCAGCUCUGUAGAGGUUGUACAGUUUGCAUAACACGCUGCAUUCGCUGUGGAAGAUGUAUCAAGGACAUUUAUGAAGAGACAUUUUGUUUGGAGGCUCUUUGUUUGAAUUGUUUUGAUCAGUUCCUGCAUUGUCCAGUGGAAGGGGAAAAGGAAGCUGCAGAAUGCACUAUUAUUGGUGAGAGGACCAUGUAUCAGUUUUGUCUCUAUGGCUAGGAAUGUCUGAUCUUCAUGAUCUUUUGACAAACAUUGGACCAGAAUCUGCACAUCUGGCUGUAUGGUUUCAUUUGUGCAGCAAAGUUGAGAUAUCAUUCGGUUGGAGAGGUACUGUAAUUCCUCAAUAGCUGAGUAUCAGUUCCAUAUCACGAAACUAGUUUUUCUUAAACUGUGAUAGGGAAAAAGAAAAAAGGGUUUUGGAGGGGAAAAUUAAUUGAGAUUGAAUUUGGAAAACAACAAAGUUGAAAAAAGGAAAACAACAAAGUUGAAAAAAGGAAAAAAAACAAAGUGUUGAGUGUAGGUGGAUCAAGGGAAAAGGAGAGGGGAACUCUCAUGUCCAAGAGAAGUUUCAUGAUGUGAUGCCUUCUGUGGUGAAAUUAUUGUCCAAGUUUAUUGAAGCAAAGCAGAUGCAGAUUUUUUAUUCAACAAUGUGAUGAAAAAUUCUCAGUUAUUCUUGAUUCAACGAUGUGGCAUGCAUACAGAUUUUUCCUAACAUCUUUGUGACACAGUCUCCAUCUCCUUUAAACUGUUGAUGAAUGGUGAUGCAGAAGAAGGGCGUGUGCUGGUACUUGCAGUGGAUCUUUUAUCUGGGUUUUGAUCAUGGAAGAAAAAGCCACCUUUUUUUAGUUUUUAACAAACCAUCUUUUGUCAGAGAGAAGAAGCUACACUGUCAAGCUAACUGGGGUUCUGAGAGAAAUAAAUUCAGCCAUUGCAGCUUUGAAUGCAAUGUAGUUCCAGCUUCUGGAAAUUGAGAAAUUAUCCUUUCUGGUAGAAACAAUUGAUUUUUGCUGUUUAUGAUGAAGAAGAAAAGAGGAAGAGAAAUUCUAAAUUUUUGUUUUAUUCCCUAUUUUUUUUUUAUUUGAUUUUCUUUGCAAUUCCUUGUCUUUUACCUUCAAUAAUAAUGUUUCUUUGCAA